GAAGCGCUGAUUUAGACUGAUUUAAAUCAUUCGUUUGUUUUCAUGAAACGAUUAUUCUCCAAGUCUGGAGCUAAGCCGCCUGCGAAGUCUCUAUCUACUUCUACAUCAGUUCCGGUCACAGCAAAGACGACUGCUCCUCACACCACUGGCCUUCAGCCCAAAGAUAUCGUUCCACCUGUCCCUCAUCCAUAUCCCUACGACUCUAUCGCUCUUCUGGUCUCCGAAGAUGGUCUAUUACUGAGGCCUAAUCUAUCUGAGCCUGAUGCAGCUUUGGGCUGCGUCCGGGUUGCUUGGGGGAAAGGCGGCCAAAUAGAAGAAUUGUCUGGAGGGAGCGGCAAAGUGUAUGAUUGGAAAGAAGCGAUAAUCGUUCAUGGAAUCAUCGGAAUCUUGGAAUUAUUCUCUGCUUCGUACAUAUUGGUGGUCAUAGCGAAGGAGAACGCUGGGAAUUUCUUCAACCCAACACAUGUUGUUUUCAGUGUCAAAAGUGUUGCUGCCAUACCCCUGUCCGAGGACCGAGCUCGAAUAAUCGUAAACACUCUUGCUGCUAGAAAUGGCCUUAGUCGACCUACACUUCAAUCAACUAUCACCAUAGACACUAUAUCCUCGUCUGCAGAGAAUGGUCCUACAGAUCACGAUGAAUUAGUUGCCAGUACGGCGUCUUUUCCUCGCGUACAAUUUUCUGAACCAGAAAUCAACAGAGAUAAGGCUUUUGCUGAGUCCGGCUUGAAUUCUGCCCAGUCCAGUAUUCAUUCUCCCUCAGACUCUACUUCCGAGCUUUCCUUGUCUGGUUCUUCAACCCCUUCAGUUGCCGACCCUCAAAAUCCUUCAGCACCCAUCGCGAAAAUUCUUGCCUCUCGAUUAUCCUUCUGGAGCAGACUCUCUAAACGAGGCUCCCUCUUUCCAACCUCUCCUGACCAGGACAAUUUACCCACGAUUGAAAAGAAAGUACCAAAGCCCUUGACUCUGUCCCUUCAUGCAAUGAACGAAGAAGAGGAUCCCGAAGAGGUGAUUGAGGGCAUACUGAGCGCGACCGCGCCUCCACCAGAAACUGCUGAGGAAAAACAUUCCGAACUCGAAGGAAAAAUCGUUAGAGAGUGCACACGCGAGUUUUCUAAAGGCAUGUAUUUCGCAUACACGUUCGAUAUCACUCGUUCUUUACAGCACAAACAGGAGCGCAUGGCCAAUUCACAGAAGCAGCACAAUCUUCUCGCCGGCUUGGGUGCUCUUUCUUCAAAAGAUACAAACGUAUCUGAAAUCGAUCGUACCGAUCCCUUAGCUGAAUCGGAUUCCAUGCUACCACUUUGGCGUCGAGUUGACAAGCAAUUCUGGUGGAACGAAUGGCUAGCAAAACCCCUUAUAAACUCUGGCCUUCAUUCAUAUAUUCUCCCAAUAAUGCAAGGAUACUAUCAAUCAGCAUCCUUUCAUGUUCCUGAUCCGCAGGAAUCCAGUGGGGAGGGCCUUCCUGUUGACUAUGCCAUUGUAUCGAGGAGAUCCAGAGACAGAGCUGGCCUGAGGUAUCAGAGACGAGGAAUUGACGAUGAUGCGAAUGUCGCAAACUUUGUAGAAAGCGAGACCGUUAUGCGAGUUCAACGCGAUGAAUCGACCAACGUCUUUAGUUAUGUUCAGAUACGAGGAUCUAUUCCUCUCUUCUGGACACAAAAUGGAUACGGGUUAAAACCACCGCCGCUUGUCUCUGCAGAACGCACACACGAGCAACAUCUCAAUACGAUGAAUCGGCACUUCCAGAAGACUAUUCCUCGCUAUGGGCCGCACACCGUCGUCAAUCUUGCUGAGCAGAAUGGCAAGGAAGGUGGUGUAACGUGCGCAUAUCGCGAAUUUCUCACAGAAUUGAAUAAUCCUGAUGUCAAAUAUAACGAGUACGACUUCCACAAGGAAACUAAGGGCAUGAAAUACGAAAACAUCGCCCACCUCGUCGAUGCAAUGGAAAGAGUUUUCGAUUUUCAAGCGUUCUUCUGGGUUUCCGAUGGGGUCGUUUUGUCGCAACAAAAAGGCGUGUUUAGAGUUAACUGUAUAGAUUGCCUUGACAGAACGAACGUAGUACAGUCUGCCUUUGCGCGACACAUCUUGGAUAAGCAAUUAAGCGCUGUGGCGCUACUGGCACCACACGUUAUCGAGAGAACAGAGGUGGAUCGUGUUUUCAACGACAUGUGGGCUAACAAUGGUGACGCGAUCAGUCGAGCUUAUGCAGGAACGUCGGCACUAAAGGGAGAUUAUACAAGGACAGGUAAACGUGAUCUCAGUGGGCUACUCAAUGACGGUGUCAAUUCCCUGGCAAGAAUGUACACAUCCACCUUCAGUGAUUGGUUCUCCCAAGCUGUGAUCGACUACAUGCUAGGAAACCGUAACAUGUCUGUCUUCACAGAGUUCCUGCUCAAACUUCAAUCUACGGAUCCCAGGGAUCUCAUCCGCCUCUCAAAAAUCAGGGCGGAAGCCAUUGCUACUUCAGUUUCUAGGUGCCUAUCUGAAGGCGAGAGAUUGUUGUCUGGUUGGACGUUGUUUUCUCCUGAAGAGCUGAAUGCUACUAUCGCAGAAAAGUUCGAGGAGAAAGUGUUGUUGCUUACAAAUUCUGCGCUUUAUAUCGUCAGCUAUGAUUAUACCCUAGAAAAGGUAAAACUCUAUACCCGCGUGCCUCUUGGUGACGUUGUAGGAAUCAAAAGAGGUGCAUAUAUACUUUCGCCUUUGGAGGAAGCAAGCCGUGAUCCUCUCCAGAAUUCAGGAUUUAUGAUCACCUGGCUGAACAAUAACCAAACAACCCGAGUGACCAGUUAUUCCCUACGGAAUAGCGUGGAUAGCGGCGUAUCUUUGUCUCUUCCAUCAACGCCCGUUAUUCCGAAAACACCCACACCCCAGACGCCUGUAACACCUACACCUACCAAAACAGACCCCGUCACAUCUGUGGCCCAACGAUCGUUUGCCAAUAUCAUGUCGUUUAUGCCUAAGUCAGGCUCGGGACAAGAUUCGCCAGCGAGACCCUCGACUCCCUCAUCAACAUCAACAUUGUCGAGACGCAACGCCAAGGGGCUCUCGCUGACACCUAGCUCUCAACCGUCCAUUAGACGGAACGCUCUCUCCAACAUACUGUCCAAUGCCGCUAUAACCAGCCCGGGGUUAGGAAUUAUGGAGAAUCGCACUUGUUUUGCAGCGUUCAAGAUGCUUCCCAUUGAUCCAACGCGGGUUAGACGCGGUUCGUCUUAUGGUUCGACGAUAGAGUACUCCCAAGCUGCAGAUGAGCUUACCGGUGCUGCAAAUUGCAAGGAGGCGGUCGAUUUAGUGGUGGAUGUGAUCCGUAGGGCGUGUGAGGAUGUCGGGAGUGCUGCUACUGAAUCAAGACCUGGCACAGAUCAAUUCGUGGUAGAGGAGGAUGUGGUGGGGCUCGCGGAUGCGCAGAAGAUGACUAGUAUGUAUGCAAAGAUGGAGUAUGGUGUGAAGAGGUUGCUUUGGCUUGGUGGUUAACAGUAGAAUGGGCUUGUUUUUUUCUUUUCUUUACUCCGUGUUCAUGUUGUAUGAUUUCGAGAUGACACGCAAGCAGACGGACGAGUACAAUAAUACUUGACAAUGCUGAUAAAAUAUACAUGCUACGUAGUUGCGCAGAUAUCAAGUCUUUGUCCAUUGUUAUCAUGAGAGAAUAGGGAAG
This is a messenger RNA of Lentinula edodes (shiitake mushroom), 3655 nucleotides long. Its product is annotated as SacI homology domain-containing protein. Gene Ontology annotation, molecular function: phosphatidylinositol-4-phosphate phosphatase activity. Gene Ontology annotation, biological process: phosphatidylinositol dephosphorylation. Bases 43 to 3474 code for a protein of 1143 amino acids. Gene Ontology annotation, cellular component: endoplasmic reticulum. The transcript is spliced from 17 exons. Lineage: Eukaryota; Fungi; Basidiomycota; Agaricomycetes; Agaricales; Omphalotaceae. The record is from RefSeq and is a predicted model, not a curated record.